AUGAAUGACGGUACACUCGUCGUUCGUGGAGAGAAGGUUCCGUCGCGAAAUGUAGGUGAUGUUGGUUUUGCUGUGCACUCUUCUGUCGUCCAUCUUGUCGAUUCUCAUGAGAUCCUGUCACCUCGUCUGGCCAUUCCCCUCCGCACUCUACGCCAAAAACCCAUCAGUAUCAACAACUGCUACUCACCAGCAUCAGUAGCUGAUGAAUGCGAAUUGGACGCAUUUUACGAGAAGCCGGAGAAAGUGAUCCGCAACGAGGAGUCCUUCUACAAAUUCGUUGUCGGAGACUUCAACGCAAGACUAGGAAAGGCUACAAGAGAGGAAUAA
This is a messenger RNA of Necator americanus (New World hookworm), 327 nucleotides long. RefSeq lists its product as uncharacterized. The coding region runs from base 1 to 327 and encodes 108 amino acids. Lineage: Eukaryota; Metazoa; Nematoda; Chromadorea; Rhabditida; Ancylostomatidae. The transcript has a single exon. The record is from RefSeq and is a predicted model, not a curated record.